Messenger RNA from Gadus chalcogrammus (walleye pollock), 2004 nucleotides. RefSeq names its product dihydropyrimidinase like 4 (gene dpysl4). The record is from RefSeq and is a predicted model, not a curated record. The coding region runs from base 1 to 2004 and encodes 667 amino acids. Gene Ontology annotation, cellular component: cytoplasm; cytosol. Gene Ontology annotation, molecular function: hydrolase activity, acting on carbon-nitrogen (but not peptide) bonds, in cyclic amides. Lineage: Eukaryota; Metazoa; Chordata; Actinopteri; Gadiformes; Gadidae. The transcript is spliced from 15 exons.
AUGUCUGACCGGGGUGUCCUCUCCCGGGAGGACGAUGAGUGCUCCCUGCUCUCUCGCCUGGGGUCAGACUCCCCCCGGCCGCGGGUCAAGUACGGGGGGAUGUUCUGCAGCGUGGAGGGGGCGUUCGAAAACAAGACGCUCAACUUUGAGUCCUUCAGCCCGGCCAGCCAGCGCAGAGCCCCCCCCACCCGGACCCCGCGCUGGGACCCCGACUACUGCAGCGACACCGCCUCCGCCUGCGCACCCCCCAACCCCCCCAGCAGCGCCCCGAGGAGAGAGCCCGCGUCGGGCUGCGACGCUCGUACGAGCCUCGUCAAGAAACAGGGCGACCGCAUGAUCAUCAAAGGAGGAAAGAUCGUCAACGACGACCAGUCUUUCUACGGAGACAUUUACAUCGAGGAUGGAGUCAUCAAGCAGAUCGGAGAGAAGUUGAUCGUUCCCAGCGACGUGAGGACCGUGGACGCGUACGGCUUCAUCGUCAUCCCGGGAGGGCUGGAUGCUAACACCAGCCUCCACGCGCCCCAGGGGGGCAUGCACCCUGCGGACGACUUCUACCACGGGACUAAAGCGGCCCUGGCUGGAGGGACCACCAUGAUCAUCGACCACGUGCUCCCCGAGCCGGGGACUAGCUUAAUGGCCGCGUACGACCAGUGGAGGGAUGUGGCGGACAGCAGGGCGUGCUGCGACUACUCUCUGCACAUGGACAUCACGCGGUGGCAUGAAGGUCUCUACGAGGAGAUAGAGAGCCUGGUCAAGGACAAAGGGGUGAAUUCCUUCCUUCUCUUCAUGGGCUACAAAGACAAAUAUCAGAGCUCCGACUCUCAGAUCUAUGAGGCCUUCCAGGCCCUGAGAGAUCUGGGAGCCAUCGCCCAGGUCCACGCGGAGAAUGGAGACAUCAUUAGUGAAGAGCAGAAGAAACUCCUGGAGCUGGGAAUUACUGGCCCUGAGGGACAUGCCCUGUCCCACCCUGAUGAGGUGGAGUGCGAGGCGGUGUUCCGGGCGCUGACCAUCGCCAAGCAAGCCAACUGUCCACUUUACGUAACCAAGGUGAUGAGCAAGGCGGCGGCCGACGUCAUCGCGAAAGCCAGGAAGAAGGGUAUGGUCGUGUUUGGGGAGCCAAUCGCAGCCGGCCUUGCCACCGACGGCAGCAACUAUUGGUCCAAAGACUGGGCCCACGCUGCAGCCUUUGUGAUGAGCCCGCCCCUCAACCCCGACCCUUCCACCCCGCAGUACCUCACCUCCCUGCUAGCCUGUGGGGAUCUUCAGGUGACGGCUAGCGCCCAUGCUAGCUUCUCUACCGCUCAGAAGGCGGUUGGGAAGGACGACUUCUCACUGAUCCCAGAGGGAACCAAUGGGGUGGAGGAGAGGAUGGCCAUUGUCUGGGAUGCAGCCGUGUCCACAGGGAAGAUGGAUGAAAAUGAGUUUGUUGCCGUGACGAGUACAAAUGCUGCUAAACUCUUCAAUAUCUACCCACGCAAAGGUCGUAUUGCUGUGGGCUCGGAUGCAGACAUUGUGAUCUGGAAUCCUAAAGAGCUGCAGACCUUUUCAGCUAAAACACACAAUCUGACCGUGGAGAUCAACGUCUUUGAGGGAAUGGAGGUGCGCGGUGGCCCCACCAUCGUCAUCAGCGGCGGACGGAUCGUUCUCGAGGACGGAAAACUCACCGUCGCCGAGGGAACCGGGCGCUUCGUUCCCAGGAAGGCUUUCCCUGACUUUGUCUACAAACGGAUCCGAGCUAGGAGCAAGAUGGCCGAGGCUCGUGGUGUACCCCGUGGGAACUAUGAUGGUCCAGUCCACGAUGUAACCAGCAUGACAAAAUCGGUCCCACCCACUCCUACCACUAGAGGUUCAGCCUGCCCCAAAACAAUGAUCGCCCCCCGAAACCUCCACCAAUCAGGUUUCACUCUCGCAGGAACCCAAGUUGAUGACCACAUCCCACGUCGCGCCACGCAGAGGAUCGUAGCGCCCCCUGGUGGGAGAUCCAACAUCACCACCUUGUCCUAA